Drosophila eugracilis is the source of this 1355-nucleotide messenger RNA. RefSeq lists its product as uncharacterized. The transcript has a single exon. The coding region runs from base 427 to 1164 and encodes 245 amino acids. NCBI's taxonomy places the organism in Eukaryota, Metazoa, Arthropoda, Insecta, Diptera, Drosophilidae. The record is from RefSeq and is a predicted model, not a curated record.
CCGAAAAAGUAAUCCAACAAAAAAAAGGACGCUUUAUCUCUGCAUUUCUCUUUCACAUUUCUCUUUGGUAAAUUACUCGCAUUUUAAGCUUUGACUUUUUGUCGUGCUCAAAACAGAGAAAAAAAUUCAUUCACAAAGGAUUAUUAACCUUUUUUUAGAAGCAUUUCUCGGGUUAAUUUCCCCGGAAAUCAGCCUUAAUUUGAUCAAAUUUAUUUUACCCCAAGCUUUGGAAAGAAAUUGCAUUUCUACUAAAAUGCACAACAUACAUAUUAGUAAGAUUUAUUUUCCAAAAUAAAUUGCUCAUAUAACCGUUGAACUUGCCAUCAAAUUGUGUAACAGUCUCUGCCUUAUUUAUACAUUUGUUUUCAUAACAAAAUCCGGUAACAUUUUCUUUACUUAUUGCAGUUGAUUGAUUGCUCCUCCGAAAUGGCCAACAAUUCAUCUAUGAUACACAAGACAAAGUCCAGCCGCCUGGAGAACCCUUCGAUUGCCCAAACAUAUAAACGGCAGGUCAACCAAUAUGGGCUGGUCCAGGAGAAGAUUCCCAAGAUGAGUAACAAUCGACGCACAAAGUCAUCGAAACAGCUGGUGCCGGAGCCUUCAACCUCGCACAACAAGGAUAUCACCCACAAAAAAGGUACCAUCCAGGAUAUCAGCCGGAUUAGUCAUCGUUUAGAAAGUGCAUCAGUGGCUCCCAAGCCCCAGACCCGGGUAACUCUUAACAACCAACCAUCCAAAGCUGCUCCACUUCCAGUGACCAAGCCCAGUUCUCAAAAACUUACGCCAAGGGAAAUAGGAGAACUUAAGGAGACUACCAAGAUCAAGCUGUUUAAAGACUUGAAGGAAAUUCGAGGUAUUAAUGAACCCAAGAAGUUCAAGGAACUUAGGGAAUACAAGGAAUCUAGGGAACUCAAGGAUCUUAAAGGAACCAAGGAUGUGAAAUUAAAGGGUGUCGAUAAGCCAGCCAAUCCCGGUCAUCGAUCUACACGUCAUAAUAGCAAUCGCACCAAUAACUUCUUCGACAAAUACCUGAAGUUCGCCUUCGAUCUGAGCACUCCCGAAGGUGUCAAGAAACUGGAGGAACAUUUCUUUCCUAAUCAAUCUGUUGACCCAACUGCCACUGACAGCUCGAAUCUAAAGCGAAAAAAUGAAGUUAAGAAGUAGAUUCGGGAUUCGUUUAAACUCGCUACCGCACAUGAAGAAGUCUGAAAUUUUAAGUUUUUAUAUGUGGGAUUUUUAAAAGGCAACCAUUUCUGCAUUUCUGAAAUUGAUUUAAAAUUUUUAAAAAUGUUUUUGAAGUAAUAAAUCAAAAUUGGUAUGUUUCUUGUUUAUUGAGAUUUCAAUUUAAGAUUUUC